GCUCCCCGUCCGGGCCUCCCUUGCCGCCACCGCGGGGACGCGCCGUGUGCUUGCUCUGCUCACCCGGUCCAACCCUAACCGAUCCGCAGCUCACGACUGCCCCGCACGGCCGAGUGCACGAGCUCUCCCGCUAGUCCUCUGUCCUCGGCCACUGAAAUUCACGGGCGGGUCGAGGGGUCCAUUGGAGAGGACGGCGAGGGGCCGGGGGAUAGGAGGAAGCCAAAGCGAGGAAGAAGAGAGAGACGAGAAGGGAAGGAGUUUGGGGUGUGGGACCGGCAGAUUCAGAGGCGUUUUUGCUCCGAAUUUUCAAGCGAUUGAGGCGCGAGGAGCAAGCGAGAGAGGAGCGGAGAUGGUUGUGGUGAAGCAGAGGAGGAUGUCGGGAGAGAGCUCAGACAACUUCCAACUGCUUCCGUCAAAAAGAACAAUUUGCAACUGAGAGCUUCGCUAGGACGAUGCUGAUUGGCGGCGCCGUUGCUGUGCGGGUGCAGGUGUUCUGGCCCAAGAUCGUGCUCAAGAAGUGGCUCAACCUCAAGAGCAAGGACUUGGACUUUGGCGCCGACGAGUACGAGGACGACGACGACGGCAGCGACAUUGACGACCAAGAGAACUGCGGUUGCGACGACGACGGCGCUCAGAUCACCGAUGAGAUCCUGGAGGGCGCGCCGUACAAGCUGAGGAGGACGAACUCGGAGACCCUGCGCGCGCAGUACAUCAACACCAAGGAGCUGAGGGUCUGCGUCGGCACCUGGAACGCCGGCGGGAGGGGCCCGCCGGAGGACCUCGACAUCGCCGAGUGGCUCGGCACCGGCGGCGACGCCGAGCCCGCCGACAUCUACGUGCUCGGGUUCCAGGAAGUGGUGCCGCUGAACGCCGGCAACGUGUUCGGCGCGGAGGACGGCCGGCCGGCGCGGGCGUGGGAGUCCGUGAUCCGCGGCGCGCUCAGGCGGGCCCAGCCGUCGAAGCCCAAGUACAGGUUCUACAGCAACCCGCCCUCGCCGUCGCGGUUCGACCCGCCGGUCGACGUCGCGGCCGCCGCCGACGAGCUCCUUCCCGGCACGGACACCGAGACCGACACCGAUGACGACGCGCCGUUCGCCUUCCCCGUGCGGCCGGAGCAGUUCGUCGCGGCGACCCCGAGGAAGCUGAGCAGGCUCAACCACUUCAGCGUCGUGGAUGACUCGGAGCUCAACGGCGACGAACCUGACGAGCUUGACCAGGAGCCGCAGCCAGAAGCUCCGCAGAGGACGCUUCUGAGGUCGCUGAGCAGGGCGGACAGGGUCGGGCUGGUCUGGCCGGAGCAGCCGCUGGACCUGGUGCCCGCGCGCGCCAUGAACGCCGCGUCGUCGGCGUCGUUCAAGGCGUCCAGGUCGUUCAGGGCCUACAAGUCGUUCAGGGGUUCGUCCCGCGUCGCCGACGCGCCGGCGGACGACCUGCCAAUGAUCCCGGACCUGGACCUCGACGGCGCGCUGCGCAAGAAGAGCCGGUCGCCGUUCGUGAGGAUCGUGAGCAAGCAGAUGGUGGGCAUCUUCCUGACGGUCUGGGUGAGGAGGGGCCUCAGGAAGUGCGUCCAGAACCUCAAGGUCUCCACCGUCGGCGUCGGCGCCAUGGGCUACAUCGGCAACAAGGGAGCCGUGUCAGUGAGCAUGUCCAUCUACCAGACCAUGUUCUGCUUCGUGUGCUGCCACCUCGCCGCCGGCGAGAAGCCUGGCGACGUCCACAAGCGGAACGCCGACGUGCAGGAGAUCCACCGGCGGACGCGUUUCCCUGCCCCGGGUGACCAGCAGCUGCUCAGAGACAUCCACGACCAUGAUCGGAUCUUCUGGCUGGGUGAUCUGAACUACCGCCUCGACGUGUCGUACGAGAGAGCCCACGAGCUGAUCUCGACGAAGAGCUGGUCCAAGCUAGCCGAGAUGGAUCAGCUGAAGCGCGAGCUGAAGAAGGAUCGGGCGUUCGACGGGUGGACGGAGGGCGUCCUCGAGUUCGCGCCGACUUACAAGUACGCGCUGAGCUCCGGCAAGUACAUCGGCGACGAGCACAAGGGCGGGCGGCGGACCCCGGCGUGGUGCGACCGGGUGCUGUCGUACGGGAAGGGGCUGCGGCUGCUGAGCUACCGGCGGUCGGAGCUGGCGCUGUCGGACCACCGGCCGGUGACGGCCACGUACGCUGCGGAGGUGGAGGUGUUCUGCAGCCGGAAGCUGCAGAAGGCGCUGACGCUGACGGACGCCGAGGUGGAGGGCGGGCAGGUCGUGCCGGACCUCGAUUUUUGACGGGGGUCCGGCCGGGAGCCACCGUGUAUGUAUGUUGGGGAUGCCUGCAGGAAGUUCAGAACUUUGUAAAGGCUAGCGCAUGGUACCUUACUGCCUGCUCCGUGCUGAUAGUGGAGGAUAACCGGGAGAGCUUGUUGACAUUGCUCCUUGUGUUUUGGGCGAAAUGGUCUUGUAAAUAUGGGUAUCCCCAUCGAAGCUUGAGGGGAAUGGUAGUCUGCUUCAAAAUGCCAGUUUUCUCUAA
Panicum virgatum (switchgrass) is the source of this 2508-nucleotide messenger RNA. Its product is annotated as type IV inositol polyphosphate 5-phosphatase 3-like. Bases 453 to 2267 code for a protein of 604 amino acids. The record is from RefSeq and is a predicted model, not a curated record. Gene Ontology annotation, molecular function: phosphatidylinositol-4,5-bisphosphate 5-phosphatase activity; inositol-polyphosphate 5-phosphatase activity; phosphatidylinositol-3,4,5-trisphosphate 5-phosphatase activity. NCBI's taxonomy places the organism in Eukaryota, Viridiplantae, Streptophyta, Magnoliopsida, Poales, Poaceae. Gene Ontology annotation, biological process: phosphatidylinositol dephosphorylation. The transcript is spliced from 9 exons.